ACUUGAUAGAAUUUAUAAUUCAUGAAUUUAUGCCUCAGAGGCAAAAUAAAUUUGUUGAUAAUGUAAUUUUAUAUAUUAUAGUAUAAACGCCUAAAACAGUGUACAUGUCGGAAAAUUACUCUUGUAUCGGUUAGGCAGUGGUUCAUUUUCUUAACCAUUCAUCGACAUUUUUCGGGUCUAGAAAAGCCGAGAAGUAAUAAAUACGUGAAUUGAAUAUCAAAUUGUGUUUUAAAGCCUCUAAAGAUGCAAGACAGUUCUGGCAAGAGAAUCGCUCAAGAAGCUCAGUUACUAGCAGAAGAAAAAUGGAUAGUAGAUGCACUUAGAAAAAUUAGGUCCGAGCGAAAUGGGCUACAGAUAGAAAGACUGCAACUGGAAAGCAUGUUGACACAACUGAAAUAUGGAAAAGUAAGUGAGACAGCUACCAAUGACGCCGUUCCUCAGCCAAUCGGUCCACAGUCCACUGCUACUUUGGAUGAAAAACUGUUACAAAGCAGAAGUGAUACUAUGGCUAUGUUUAGUGUGUCUCAGCCUAUGGUUGAGAAGUCCUCUGAGGUGCAGAUAUUGGAUGAAGGAGUCUGUAACUUUGAAGAACUGAACCUCUGUGUGACUAAUCCUGUGCUGAAUCGCAAGGGUGCCCUCGACUCGUACAACAUGGACUUUGAUGAAGAGGAGGAAGAUGACGAGAAUGAGACUGAUAAUGUUCUCAUUGACAUGAACAUGUUCAUGAACUCGGCACAAGAUCAGGACUGAAGGGCAGCGGAGCAGAGCUGAAGCUAAUACUGGCCAGGGGAGGAAGACCGAGGAUAGUGUUGUGGCGCCUUUGGAAGAAGUGUAGUUCAGCUUGACAAUGAUGAUGAUGAGAUUAUUUUAAAACUAUUUAAAAGUUCAAUAUCUCACUGGUGUUCAUGUUUAGAUUUCAUUUCAAAGUUUGAACUGUAAAGGGUGUUUUGGAGACUGUAUAAAAGGUACACGAUCUUGAUAAAAAUAUAGUUUGAAUAAAAAGACACAUCAAGAUUACAUACCUUUUGUAUCAAGUGUAGUUUUUUUUAAUGACACUCUGCUAGACUGAUACUAAUAAAAAAGUCAAAUAAUAAA
Molecule: messenger RNA, 1095 nt
Organism: Plutella xylostella (diamondback moth)
Lineage: Eukaryota; Metazoa; Arthropoda; Insecta; Lepidoptera; Plutellidae
Biological process (GO): transcription initiation at RNA polymerase III promoter; transcription by RNA polymerase II
Cellular component (GO): nucleus
Source: RefSeq, a predicted model, not a curated record